Messenger RNA from Zea mays, 670 nucleotides. RefSeq lists its product as uncharacterized. The record is from RefSeq and is marked validated. Lineage: Eukaryota; Viridiplantae; Streptophyta; Magnoliopsida; Poales; Poaceae.
GCGGUGGGAUUCAACCGUAAUCGCGGAGACCUCGGCGUUCGACUCAGGAGUCCAAGACUCCAUGGUUAAAAGCGGCGCGCCAUGCUCCUUUCUCCACUCGUGACCAAUCCUAGGCUGCAGCAACAAACAUGGCCCUAGUAGAGAGAAUGCGGAGAGAGAGAGAGCCGCGAGUGUACGGGUUCUGGCGGAGCUGCGGCUUCAAGCAAGGUGCCGUGCAAAGUCGCUGGGGAGUACGCGCGAAGCAUUGCCACACGGCAACCUGGAAGCAAGGGUCUCGGCGUAAUUAUACUGCAGUGGGGAUUUCACAGCGCACGCCAGGCGGACGAACCGUGGAUGGGCGCGGUCGGCAUUUCACCGGACCGGGCCUUCAUCGCCAAAUCGAGCCGAGCGUCGGGAAUUCUAACGAGCAAGCUACAGAGGAUCUAGGGCCUCAGCUGGUAGAGUCUGCUGAGCAGGAGCUCGUUGAAGGAGAAGAAGAGGUGGUCGAAGAGGAGCCGCCUAACACUAAGGCUUUCGACUUGAUCUAGGUGCCGUCUCCCAGUCGGCUUUGUGGCGCCAGGGAAUAAUAUUUAGUUCACUUUAUUUUAUCAUUUAUUUCUGUAAGACUUCCGCUAUGUAAUAAGUACAUUUAUGAUAUUUAUGACAUUUGUCUCUAUGCACUCUGUUAUUA